AUGGGCCUGAGCUCUUCCAAGACACACCCCAAGGUGACCACGGUGGCACCGAUGCGCGCCAGGGAGGACCUGCCCGCUCUCGCCGCCCCAUACCGGCUCCCCGGCGUGCCGGGAGAGCCCAGCCUGCACCCACCGGCCUGGGGGAGGGGAAAACCCACGUUUCACCAGCAACUUCCACCUCUCCGGGAGACCUGGUACGGGAGAGCCUCUGCAGGGCCCCUUUCGUUCAACACCGUUCCGGAAAAGGGAGAAACCAGCAUCAUUAAACAGCACCCGCCACGAAGACCUCAAAGGCUUGAACCCGCUGGCCCUCCGCAAGCCAUCGCUCCUGCAAAGCCCUGGAGUCAGCAAGAAGUGGCUGCAAUCCCAAAAACGAAGGCUCUGGAGAAGAGGGGGCAAAGCCUGAGACACCUCCCUGGCAGGCGGCAGCACUUGCACAAGCUGCAGAUGCUGGACUUGACCCGCAGGCGCCGAGAGGCAGAGCUGAAGCGAAAUCUCCACAGGGAGGCAAAAAUCAAUAAACAAAAAAUCAAGGAAUUCAGCCCAAAGAAAGUCCUUGACACUCCCCAGAGAGGUGACAGCGCCGAAAGCCGAGACCUCGUCCCUGCUGAGCACAAUCAACGUUUUCAUGGAGACGACCGUGGAAACACAUGGGGUAGAGGACUCUCCAGGCAGCAUGAUGGGUCUGAACUUGCUCCAGGCAAGAGCAGGAAGGUUGACCUGUGGUUCUGCAGGGAGUCGCGGACGAGGGAUCUGUUCUGGGACACCUCCAGCACGGGUUCCGAGGAGUGGGAAAGGGAAGAGAAGAAGAUUUACCGCAAGCCUACGCUUGUGAGAACCAAGACAGAGAGAGUUUCUCUCUUCGAUGACUUCUUUGAUGAGGAUUUCUAAUAGCAUGGCUUGGGGUGAGAGGGAUGUGCUGAAGAAACAAGCCACAGCUCUGGUGGGGCUGAAACCCCCCUGGGUGGAUGGACU
This is a messenger RNA of Aptenodytes forsteri (emperor penguin), 975 nucleotides long. It is a transcript of the gene CCDC198, whose product is annotated as chromosome unknown C14orf105 homolog. The record is from RefSeq and is a predicted model, not a curated record. Lineage: Eukaryota; Metazoa; Chordata; Aves; Sphenisciformes; Spheniscidae.